Messenger RNA from Diachasmimorpha longicaudata, 1306 nucleotides. RefSeq names its product growth hormone-inducible transmembrane protein-like. Lineage: Eukaryota; Metazoa; Arthropoda; Insecta; Hymenoptera; Braconidae. The transcript is spliced from 6 exons. Gene Ontology annotation, cellular component: mitochondrial inner membrane. The record is from RefSeq and is a predicted model, not a curated record. Bases 16 to 1182 code for a protein of 388 amino acids.
GCAGCUUAACCUCUAAUGAGGACUCCAUCGAAGUCGAUUUCUCCAGUACACGGGGGUGUCAGAAUCAUAACAGAGAUUGGUGAGAACAAUCGAGAAGCGAGAAAACAUCAGAAACCGACGAGAUUGCGUCAUAGUGACGUUGAAAAAUUUAUAAUGUUGCUGGCACGAGUUUGUAAGGCAACAAUUUCCCCCCAGGUAAGCUCUCUGCUGAAAGCACCUGUGGUGGCACAUGGAAGUAGAGUUCAGAUUACUAGACUCCUGGGUAAUGAGGGACGUAGCACAUUCUCGAGGACAGCACGUAAUAGGACGUCUCUGGUUGAGGAUGCUGUCAAGCCAGCUGGUGAAACAGCAUUCAAUAUUGGAAAGGGAUUUGUUGCUGGUAGCGCAGUUUUAGGGCUCGGAGCAUUGUGUUAUUACGGAGCUGGAUUAUCCCCCACCACUGGAGCCAUUGACCACGCAGUAUUAUGGCCCCAAUACGUUAAGGAUCGUGUUCACGCGACCUACAUGUACUUCGGGGGUUCAGUAUUAGCAAGUGGAGCAGCAGCUGCUGCUUGUCUACGAUCCCCCAGGAUCAUGCGGAUGGUGUCUCAGGGGGGAUGGGUCGCCAUGGGGGUGAGUUUAGCUGCCAUGAUCGGUACCAGCAUCCUGACCACCAGUAUUCCCUACCAAGAGGGCUUUGGACCUAAGCAGAUGGCCUGGCUGAUGCACUGUGGGGUCAUUGGAGCUGUCCUGGCACCACUGUCACUUCUUGGUGGUGCUCUUGUCAUCAGAGCUGCUGUUUACACUGCGGGUGUCGUUGGGGGAUUGUCCACUGUCGCUGUCUGUGCUCCUAGUGACAAGUUCCUGAAUAUGGCGGGACCUCUGGGCAUUGGACUUGGAGUUGUCUUCGUCAGUUCAUUAGGUAGCAUGUUCCUACCACCAACGACAGCUCUGGGGUCUGGAUUGUAUGCUAUUUCUUUGUAUGGAGGACUCGUUUUGUUCUCGAUGUAUCUACUUUAUGAUACCCAGAAGCUCAUCAGACAGGCGGAGGCGUAUCCUUAUGAGAGGCAGUAUGAUUAUGCUGGGAAUAUGAUGAGGAGUUAUGAUCCUGUUAAUAAUGCUAUGCACAUCUACAUGGACACCGUGAACAUCUUCGUCAGGAUCCUGUCAAUCUUGGCAGGCGGUGGUAACCGACGGAAGUAAAUUCUCACCACUUCCACACCCCCAGCAUUCUCAUGUGAUAAUUUCCCUUCUGAACUAGUGUAUUAAAUCGAUAAAACUGUAGAGGUUCGAAUAAACAAUAAAACAAUUAUCUUAAAUUAUUAAA